Molecule: messenger RNA, 1636 nt
Organism: Ilyonectria robusta
Lineage: Eukaryota; Fungi; Ascomycota; Sordariomycetes; Hypocreales; Nectriaceae
Product: Reticulon-domain-containing protein
Exons: 6
Coding region: 142-1215 (357 amino acids)
Source: RefSeq, a predicted model, not a curated record
GUGCAACAAACAAAUCACACCGCUGUAGAUUGAAUAAAGGAACAAAUGCUAGCACAUAUGUAGCUCAUUUCACCUCCUCAACAUCAAGAACCAACGCUCGUCAAACCAUCUCGUAUCGGCAUCCUCCCACAAUCAACAAUCAUGAGCGGACCGGCCUACGUUAUGCCAGUCCAGGCCGUGCAGGCCGACGGUGCUCAGCAUUUCGAAUCAGUCGCUCCAGCAAUUCAACAGUCGCUGCCCGAAAAGCCACCACCUGAGAACCAUGACCAACAAGAAGACAUGGGGCCAUUGAGCAAAAUCAUUGCCAACCAAGACAGCCUUUAUAAGUACAUCAGCUGGGAGGACCCCGGUCGCACCCUCGGCUCGUACGCCCUCGCUAUGAGCAUCUUGUGCGCAGCACAUUACGUACCUCUUACACGAUUGGCCCUAAAGGCUGUAGCGACAAGCCUUGGAGUGAUUUCUCUCACGGAGUUCGCCGGUCGAUGUUUCGGCCCCAAUACCUUUCUCACUCGUCUCCGACCCGCGGAAUAUUACAAAGUCCAAGAGUCAACCCUCAACGCCACCCUCCAAGACAUCCAUGACUUUCUCCAAUACGCUGUAGUCAAAGCCCAGAAACUCAUCUUCGCUGAAAAUCUUGAUCAAACAUUUGCUGCCUUUAUCGGCCUUACUUCGCUGUAUUGGCUAAUCAAGAUCGUACCUCCCUUUGGGUUGGCUGUGCUGGGCCUAACCUCGGUCUAUAUGGCACCCCUUUUCACUUCGCCUCGGGCUCGUGAAGCAGCACAUAACACAACAGUGCGUGCUGGAGAGCUGGCGAGCGCGGCUGCUGAGAAGGGAAAUUCACUUGCCCAAGAUGGCAAGACCCAGGCCGUGGAUCUGGCUUCCAAGGCGCAACAAACAGGUAUCGACAUGAAGCGACGCAUUGACGGUUCGACUCAAAACGGAAGGCAAACCGAUGCCGACCUAUACACCCAUACUAGGAGCCCCGACGAGUCAACUCAACGUGCCAGGCAAACUGGCGCCGACCUGUCCUCCCAACCCAGAAGUCUCGACGGCAACAAAUUCGAAACUGGUCUCGCAGGGAACAUGUCCGAAUUCUCGAAUACUGGUGACACAGCUGAAAGCAUGAAGGAUAUGGACCCAGCCGGAAUUGUCGACACAACUCACUACCGCCAUCCUGCCUCGGAUCCUCUGCAGAAUCCCAUGAUUCUCACGUGAUGACAAGACGAGCUCCAUUUCCGCGUGGUUUCAAUCAUUAGGUGGUAGGAGACAUAGUGGCUAUGAAUGUUGCCAUGAAUACUAGUUUAGGGCGGAGUGACCAGUGCGUCAGGUGGAUGCUGCGGGUGUAUCAGUUCAACAAAAAGGUUACAAAAAUGAAACGAGAAGUAUUGAAUUAAUAAUAAAAGGUUACUCACUUAUUAUCAAAUGGCAGCAUGUAUGGAUCAUCUUUCAGUCAGGCAUGAACGGGCGAGAUGACAUAGCUUCAUUUGUAUUCUAGCUAGCACUGUAGCAUUUCCGUCUCGUUCAUCGCCGAAUUAUUUCGGGGUAAGACUUAUCAUGGCCAAACUUGAAGAUCAACGCCUCAUUAGAUGGAUCACAUCCAGGUUUAGACAAGUUGGAGAUAUGUAUUGCUAAAGCC